This is a messenger RNA of Schistosoma curassoni, 251 nucleotides long. Lineage: Eukaryota; Metazoa; Platyhelminthes; Trematoda; Strigeidida; Schistosomatidae. The record is from the annotation of a GenBank genome assembly.
GAAUUUGUCACAUCUGAAAGCUUAGCUCGAAUAAUUUAUUUAAUCAAUGGAUUAGGUAUACCAAUAUUGAUUAAUGGAUCAUCCAUAAAUGAAUUAUCUUCAAAUUAUUUAAUACAAAGUUUACAAGGAAAGCCAAUAUCGAUUGGAUUCAAUGAGUUAACACCAACUUCACCAUCGUCAAAAAUGAAACGCAUUAUUCAGCUUAUCAUACAACAGAACCAUCAAAGAUGGAAAUGUUUAGGAUAUUUUUG